Messenger RNA from Mercurialis annua (annual mercury), 2807 nucleotides. Its product is annotated as G-type lectin S-receptor-like serine/threonine-protein kinase At4g27290. The coding region runs from base 140 to 2599 and encodes 819 amino acids. Gene Ontology annotation, biological process: protein phosphorylation; recognition of pollen. The transcript is spliced from 7 exons. The record is from RefSeq and is a predicted model, not a curated record. Gene Ontology annotation, molecular function: protein serine/threonine kinase activity; ATP binding. Lineage: Eukaryota; Viridiplantae; Streptophyta; Magnoliopsida; Malpighiales; Euphorbiaceae.
UUCAUUGACGUGAUAUAUCCUUUGCUUCACACACAUCGCAUUCGAAGUCUGACCUUAAGAGUCCGUCAAGUCUUCAGCCACAUACCAAAAUGAAAGCAAAUAACAAGUGCAACACCACCAUGGCAAUCAUAAUCCAUCAAUGGAAAUCUUAAUCAUUCUCCUCUUCUCCUUCUCUUUAACUUCUAUUCUCACGACAUCAAAAGCCAUCGACACAAUAUCCGCAACUCAGUCUAUUAGAGAUGGUGGUCAGACUAUAGUUUCAGCUGAUGGCUCCUUUGAAUUGGGAUUUUUCAGCAUCAAAUCUAAUAGAUAUUUGGGUAUAUGGUUCAAAAAGAUUUCUGAGGGAACUGUUGUCUGGGUUGCCAAUAGAGAAACUCCGCUUACGAAUUCAACAGGAGUUUUAAAAUUUGAUGGCAGAGGAAGUCUUAUUCUUCUGAAUCAAGAAAACUUGACCAUAUGGUCUGGUAAUACGUCAAGAGCUGUGCAGAAUCCUAUUGCACAGCUUCUCGAUACUGGAAAUUUCGUUAUUAGAGACGAAAACGACGUCAACCCGGAAAAUUACUUGUGGCAAAGUUUUCAUCAUCCUGACAAAACAUUUAUGCCCGGAAUGAAAAUUGGAAGACUGGCUGGAGGGGUUGAAGUUUAUACAACUUCAUGGAAGAGCAUAGAUGAUCCCUCCAAAGGUGAAUAUUCAUUUCAGCCAGAUUCCUCUGGUUUACAGAUGGUUCUUGUAAAGAAUUCAGUAGUCAUAUCUAGAUCUGGACCAUGGAAUGGUAUUAGCCAGAGUGGUUUGCCUUUCUUGAAACCAAAUUCAAUUUAUAACUAUACAAUGGUUAUCAGUGGAAAUGAGAGCUAUUAUACUUUUGACCUUGUUAGCAAAUCUGUUUUUUCAAGAAUUGUUUUGAGUGAGAAUGGUGUCAAUAAUCGGUAUGCGUGGAUAGAUCGGACCCAGCAAUGGCAGCAGAUCUCAUCUGCACCAGCAGAUAAUUGUGACACUUAUGAUCAAUGUGGUGCUCAUGGCAGCUGUGACAUUAGUAAUACACCUGUUUGUUCGUGUUUGAAUAGAUUUGUGCCUAAAUUAGAAAUUAAUUGGAAUGCAACAGAUUGGUCCGGCGGAUGUGUUCGACGGACGCCACUAGAUUGCCAGAGAGGAGAUGGGUUCAUAAAGUAUUCAAAUGUUAAAUUGCCUGAUAUGCUAAAUUAUUCAACCAAUUCAAGCUUGACCAUAAAGGAAUGUGAGGUGUUCUGCUUGAAAAAUUGUUCCUGUAUGGCCUACGCCAGCUCAAAUAUCGUAACUAGAAGAGGAUGCUACUUUUGGUUCGGAGAACUCAUUGAUAUCAAACAAAUUAAUGAAGAUGGUGGACAAGAUCUUUUUGUUAGAUUGGCAUUUUCUGAAUUAGAUGAGAGCUCGAGUUCGAAAAAACGUAGGGUGCUCAUGGCAACCCUAGUAUCAUUAGCAGGAAUUUUUCUUCUUAUCCUGUGUGUAUGGUUGUUCAUAAGAAGUAAAAGGAGAAAGCAGAAGAGAAGUGCACAAGGAAAGUGGGAAAACAAUCCGAACGAAAACUACUCUAUUGACAACCAUGACGAGGAUCUAGAGCUACCUCAUUUUGACUUCUUCGUUGUGGCUAAAGCUACCAAUAACUUCUCAUUCAAUAAUAUGCUUGGAGAGGGCGGCUUUGGUCCUGUCUACAAGGGCAAGCUUAGUGAUGGACAAGAAGUUGCUGUAAAGAGACUGUCCAAGGAAUCUAGACAAGGGCUUGAUGAAUUCAAGAAUGAAGUUAAAUGCAUUGCCAAACUUCAGCAUCGGAACCUAGUCAAGCUACUCGGAUACUGCAUUUAUCUAGAUGAAAGGAUGUUGAUCUAUGAAUACAUGCCUAAUAAAAGCCUCGACUGCUACAUAUUUGAUGAUAACCAAAGCAAGCUUCUAAACUGGAAUGUGAGGUUCCGUAUUAUCAUCGGGAUAUCGAGGGGACUUCUCUAUCUUCAUCAAGACUCUAGAUUGAGAAUUAUUCAUAGAGACCUAAAAUUAAGUAAUAUCCUACUAGAUAAAGAGUUGAACCCCAAAAUCUCAGAUUUCGGCAUGGCUAGAAUUUUUGGGGGUAAUGAAACUGCUGCAAACACAAAGCGAGUAGUCGGAACAUAUGGUUAUAUGUCACCAGAGUAUGCUAUUGAUGGCCUAUUCUCAAUGAAAUCCGAUGUAUUUAGCUUUGGUGUUCUGGUGCUGGAGAUAAUAAGCGGACAGAGAAACAGAGGAUUUACUCAUCCAGACCAUGAACUUAACCUUCUUGGACACGCAUGGAAGCUGUUCAAAGAAGGCAGAAAUCUAGAGCUUAUUGGCGAUUCAGCAACGGAAACUUGCAACCUAUCGGAAGUAGUAAGAGCGAUGCACGUUGGUCUAUUAUGCGUACAACAUAAUCCAGAAGACAGACCAAACAUGGCAUCAGUGGUUCUAAUGUUGAGCAGUGAAGGUCCAUUGCCUGAACCUAAAGAACCGGGCUUUUUCACUGACAGGAAAUUGUUUGAAGGAGAAUCAGCUUCCAGCCAACAAGAUUUAUAUUCUGUGAAUGAACUCACAAUUACUUUGAUUGAUGUUCGAUGAAAGGAGUCGCGAACUACACUUAAAGCUGAAGUAGGUGUAUGCAAAAUUACUGUAAACAACUAAGAUUAGAGUGGACCAUUUUUGUAAAAUUACGCAACAAUUACUGGGACAUAUAGAAUUUCUACUGUAAUUUUAUAGUUAAAGUCGAAGUCAGUGUAUGCAACAUGAAAAUAGUUGAGUAGUAGUUUAAGAUUAGAGUCUGCAACAA